AUGGCUUCCAAGACUUUCAUCGUCACCGGUGCCUCGAGAGGUAUCGGUCUCGCAACGGCUAAGUUCCUCCUCUCGGCGCCUCAAUCCCACAAUGUGGUUGUGAUGGCCCGUAGCGCGGAGCCCCUCCAGAAGCUGAAAGACCAGUACCCCACCCAAGUCGAGGUCCUGACCGGCGAUCUGGCGGACUUCUCGCUCGGCCAGAAGGCCGUUGACCUGGCCUUGAAGGCGUUCGGCCGCCUUGAUGGCUUGGUUCUCAACCACGGCAUGCUGGGUCAGGUUGCCAACGUUGCAGAGGCGGAUCCGCAACAAUGGCAGCAUGGAUUUGAUGUCAAUUUCAUCAGCUUGGUGGCGUUUAUCAAAGCAGGACUCCCUGCCCUUCGCGAAUCCAAGGGUAAGAUCGUCUUCACGUCUUCCGGCGCAUCCGUCUCGGGAUUCAAGGGAUGGGGUCUGUAUGGCGCGACCAAGGCAGCCAUGAACCACCUGGCUUUGAGCCUUGGGGAAGAAGAGCCCGAGGUGACCUCUGUGUCUAUUGACCCGGGCUUGGUUGAUACCGAAAUCCAGAGACAGAUUCGUGAAGAUUUGGCUACUACUAUGGACCGUCAAUUCCACUCUGUGUUUACUACAGCCCACCAGGCUGGAAACCUCCUGAAGCCCGAACAGCCUGGUCAUGUAAUGGCUAAAUUGGUGAUUGACGCGCCGAAGUCGCUGACUGGCAAGUACUUAACCCUACCCACAAUUUGGGGAACGGCUAAAGAGUGA
Molecule: messenger RNA, 759 nt
Organism: Aspergillus niger
Lineage: Eukaryota; Fungi; Ascomycota; Eurotiomycetes; Eurotiales; Aspergillaceae
Exons: 4
Coding region: 1-759 (252 amino acids)
Cellular component (GO): intracellular anatomical structure
Molecular function (GO): oxidoreductase activity, acting on NAD(P)H, oxygen as acceptor
Source: RefSeq, a predicted model, not a curated record